Molecule: messenger RNA, 3889 nt
Organism: Eucalyptus grandis
Lineage: Eukaryota; Viridiplantae; Streptophyta; Magnoliopsida; Myrtales; Myrtaceae
Product: mediator of RNA polymerase II transcription subunit 15a
Exons: 12
Coding region: 299-3634 (1111 amino acids)
Biological process (GO): regulation of DNA-templated transcription
Molecular function (GO): transcription coactivator activity; chromatin DNA binding
Source: RefSeq, a predicted model, not a curated record
CGGUGAAGCUUUGCUCCCUCCUAUCCCAUGCGCUGCAGCGAACUCCUUGUUCCCCAAGCAAUCCAUGAUCAAGGGACUCCUCCUAGAGAGCCUUAGCUUCUCCACCGCACGUUGCUCUCCCUCAUCCUUUCCCUCUCUCUCUCUCUCUAGCGAUCGUCCUUACUUACGUGUGCAUCUCCGAAGAGCCCCGGCAUCGUCGUCGUCGUCGUCGUCGGGGUUGGAAUUCUCUCUGGGCUUGAUCGUCGCUGAUCGUCGGGGGAACGUUAAUGGGUUGGUGAGGACGAGGAUCGGGUAAUCGAUGGAAGGCCAUAACAAUCCGGUGGGUAGCGCGCAGGGCGGCGCUCCCGCCGUCGAAGGCGGCGACUGGAGGCGGAUCUUGACGCUGGAAUCCCGCAGACGGGUCGUCGGCAGCAUCAUGGAGAACCUGAUGAAGUUUCUUCCUCGUCGUGGGCAAGAGGGUCUUCCCGAAGUGCAGAACCUCGCAAUGCACUUGGAGGAAAGGCUUUUCGCGGCCGCCUCGAGUAAGGAAGAUUAUAUAAAGAGGAUAUCUCUAAAGAUGCUACAAAUUGAGAGAUGUCAGCAAAAUAAGGGAGCCAAUUCACUGCUGGCCAACAACACCAGUGGGGCAAGCAAUAAGCCUUCAGAUCCAGGUACCUGGCCCCAAAUUCAAAAUCAAAGCCAAUCAAAUCCUAAUCGAGCAGCAGUUAAUCAGUCUCAAGCACACCACUCGGUUUUAUCAACAAUUACAACGGCCAGAACGCAAUGUCCUCCCAAUUCAUCAUCCGUGCACCCUCCUGGCAACUUGAACUGGAAUUCCACGCCAAGUGCGGGUGGACCGAACUCCACAAUGCAGCACAUUCCGGGUAUGAAGGGCAGAGAUGUCUCCUCAAGCAUGUUUUGUAAUCCUCAGAGGCAGAUUCAUGGACCUGAACAGCAGCUGAAGCAGCAGCAAUCUCAAAAUCCACAGCAGCAUCUUUACAACCAGCAGUCGCCGCGUCUGGCCAUGAAGCAAAACUUUCAUAAUUCGUCGCCGGCCACUCAAUCUCAACCUCCUCAGCAAUCUGUUCUGCAGACGGGCCCCGUCACACAGCAAAUUGUCAUGCAGUCAUCUCCUCUGUCUAGCCUUCAUCAAAGUCAACUGUCCUGUACUCAGCAAUCAAUACAAUCGAUGCUUCAGCAACAUCAAGAACCAGUUGUCAGGCCCCAACAUCAAACACAACAUACAAGUGCCUACCCAGUGCCUUCACAACAGCAGAAUAUAGGACAACAGGCCAGUGUAUUGAAUAUGCCACGAAAUAACUUCAUCAAUCAGCAUAGCAGCCUGAUGAAUAUGCCGCAGCAACUGCAGAAUGACAUUCCAAACCAGCAGCAGCAAGUGCAGCAACCAUUCGUGUGGACUCAAUAUGUUUGCUCAAGCAAACAGGGGGCUAUGCAAGAGCCUUCUAAUUCUUUGCCAUCUGGUUCCUACCAUUCUGGAAUGCAGAGAAGUCUACAAACGUCAAGAUCAUCCAUGCAGCACCAGGAUAUGACAAAUCAACAAAAGCACUCAUUCCCAUCACAGAUGCCCCUUCCAGGAACAUCGAAAUCUCUUGAUUCUAUCUCUCAAACAGAUACUGCUUGUACGGGCGAUUGGCAAGAGGAAGUUUUUCGAAAGAUUAUUGACAUGAAGAGGCUGUAUUUAUCUGAAUUAGAGGAAAUACACAGCAGUGUUUCUUUGAGACUGCGUCAGAUUGUCUCUAUUCCCCAGUCGCCCAACUCAGAGCAAUAUCAAAAACUGCAAGAAUUUAAGAACUUGGUGGGUCGACUCAUUUCUUUUCUGGGAGUUCUCAAAAGCAAAAUCCCACUCAGUAUCAAGGAUAACUUCAGCUCAUGGGAGAAGACCAUUUUGAAUGUCAUCAGUGCAAAUAGAGCCAGGGGGCUAAGUCUACUGCAGCAACCACGUGUCCCCCCACCCCCACCUCAUAUGCAGUUCAUGCCACCUGAACAAUCCCCAGCUCAGUUUCCUUCUGUCCCAUCGCCUGGGAUAGAUAUGUCAGAAACCACUGUUAAUUUUCAGUGCAAUCCAAACAUGCUUCAGUUUAAUCAUCUGAAUCAACGGCGGGAACAACGGAUGCUGCCAAAUCAGCAACUUAAUCAACAAUUUCAAGAAUGUCUGGUGCAGCCGCAGCUGAUGCAGAAACAACAGAUUUCACAGCAGCUACCUGCAUGCUUACAGACUUAUCAGAUGUCACAGCCUGAUCAAAUGGGAAAUUCAAAUGACUUAAAGACGAGACUGGGAACAGGCGUCAGACCAGGAUCUGUCUCUCAGCAUCCUCGUUUAUCUGGAUACCGGUCUUCUCAUUUAGAUCAACAGUUGAAACGAGGAACUUCAUUGCCUAAAUCUUCACAGCAGCUUCUCCCAGUGGCUUCCAUUCAAAUCUCAGAGCACCCUUCUCCAGAGAUUGAUAAGCAUAAGCUGUUGACGGCAUCCACAAAAACUGGAAUGCUUUUACAAUCUGCAAACUCACCUUUUAUGGUUCCAUCCCCUGCUUCUCCUUUGGGCUUGUCACCAAUGCCAGUGGAUGCCGAGAAAUCUAUUUCGGGUCUCUCAUCACUAUCCAAUGGUGGAAAUACUGGACAGCUGCAAACAGACGACGCACUGGCAUCAACGCCACCAGUUUCUACUGGGACUCCAGGAAUUUCAAUCUCGCCACUGCUUGCUGAAUUAAGUAGUCCAGAUGGGGCUCCGUGGAAAUCGGCAAAAACUGCUUCUGGAAAAUCAAGUGUUACUGAGCAGCCUGUUGAGCGUUUAAUUAGAGCGGUGAAAUCAGCUUCACAUCAAGCUUUGGAAUCUGCUGUAGGUGACAUCAAAUCAUUAGUCAGAGGAAAUGAUUGUCUAGCUGGGACUGCACAAGGAAGUGGUUCAAGGACUGCAGUUGGUGAAGAUUUGGCUGCAACAUUAAAGUGCCAUUUGCCAUCACAAAACUCCAAUUUGCAAGAUGAAAUAAGUGGGACAAGGAAAUUGAAACGCUAUGUUAGUGCGAUGCCUGCGAACCUGGCGCCAUCUCCAGGAAGUAUGAAUGAUAGUUUUGCGCAAAGGACUGCUUCAGAAAUUUCUGACAUAGAGUCGACAGCAUCAUCUAGUAUCAAAAGGCCAAAAUACGAGGCUAAUUAUAACCUCUGGGGAGAAAUAAAGCAGAUCAACCGGCAACUUAUACUCACGGUGGUUGAUAUCAGUGAUGAAGAAGUUGAUUCUCAUGCAGCUUCCGCUUUCACUAAAGUGGGUGAGGGAACUAUUGUCAAGUGCUCUUUUACCGGUGUGGGUAUCAGUCCAAAUCUAAGAUCAGAGACCACCUCCUCGAAGAUGUCACUGAUUCAGCCUUUGUGGUUGCUUCUGCCUAUGAACUAUCCAAACUGCUCUCCCAUUCUUUUGGACAAGCUUCCAGUUGAUGUCAGUAGAGAGGCUGAAGAUCUAUCAGCCAAGGCAAAAUCAAUGCUCGGCCGCGCACUUAGAAUGCUUCCACAACCCCUGUCGCUCAGAGGGAUAGCGCUGAGUUGGGAAGAGAGUGUCCGAGCUGUCGUUUUGGAUUUCGCGCUGCAGAGCGGUGGGGGCAACUUCAGCUCCAAAUAUGGAGCUUGGGAACAAUGCAGCUAGUUUUGAGCCUAGUGCUAUUUGAUAGCGUUCUUAUUUCUAAUCGAUCCGACAAACACAGUUUUUCUUCAAUUUACACCAUUGAGUUAUGCUGACUCAGCCUGGGAUUUUGAUCGUCCACUGAGAAUUUGGAAUGUUGAUCAUUUUCUCUUUAGGAGCAUGGAUACUGAUACUUAUCAUCAAUAAUCUCUCUGUACUUCCUGCACUUCUGCUCUGGAUUUUGCUUUUGAAUUGCAUAUUCCGGGGAUUUGCUUGGCA